Ipomoea triloba (trilobed morning glory) is the source of this 1437-nucleotide messenger RNA. Its product is annotated as beta-amyrin 28-monooxygenase-like. The record is from RefSeq and is a predicted model, not a curated record. Gene Ontology annotation, molecular function: oxidoreductase activity, acting on paired donors, with incorporation or reduction of molecular oxygen; monooxygenase activity; heme binding. Bases 1 to 1437 code for a protein of 478 amino acids. Gene Ontology annotation, biological process: sterol metabolic process. The transcript is spliced from 4 exons. NCBI's taxonomy places the organism in Eukaryota, Viridiplantae, Streptophyta, Magnoliopsida, Solanales, Convolvulaceae.
AUGGAUGCUUUUCUCCUUUACUCACUUGUCUUUACAGUCCUUUACGUGUCCCUUUCCAUCAUUUACUUCAUCACUAAGCCCAAUACCUCAAAACCAAACCUCCCGCCGGGCUCCACCGGCUGGCCGGUGGUCGGAGAAAACAUUGACAUGAUGGUGUCGGGGCCGGAGAAAUACAUAUCCGACAGGAUGAACAAGUAUUCGUCGGAGGUUUUCAAGACCUCCAUAGCUGGGGAGAAAGUGGCGGUGUUUUGCGGCGCCGCCGGGAACAAGUUCUUGUUCACCAACGAGAACACCCUCCUGACCACGUGGUGGCCGCAGUCGGUGACGAAGCCGCUGAUGCUCCCCACCAAUGCCCAAAACGGCCUCAAGAAGAUCACGAUAAUCAACCGGACCCACGUCCAAGAGAUUCUCAAACCGGAGAAUCUCAAACACUACAUCUCCACCAUGGAUUCCAUGGCCAAGGAACAUCUCGCCGAGGAGUGGGCGCCCUUCGGAGAAGUCAAGGUUUAUCCUCUCUCCAAAUAUUACACCUUCGCUCUGGCGUGCAAGCUAUUCUUGAACAUUGAGGGCCGCGACGAGGUUAAAAGGCUGUUGGACCCUUUACUCAUCGUCACCUCCGGCAUGUUCACCCUGCCGCUCAACCUCCCCGGCACCGCCUACAACCGCGCCAUGAAAGCCGGCAGCAUGCUGCGCUGUCGGCUCGUGGAGGUGAUUAAGAAGAGGAAGGCGAUGAUGAGUAGUAGUUCAGGCAAGGUGGGGGAGCAGGGACAAGACGUGUUGGGCCGCCUCCUUAGCGCUACCGAUGAGGAGGGACAACACAUGAACGAGGCCCAGAUUUACAACAAUAUUAUCGGACUUAUCAUUCCCAGCUACCAUUCUACCAGUUCUGCCAUAACCUUUAUAUUGAAGUAUCUUGCUGAACUUCCCCAUAUUUAUGACCAAGUCUACACAGAACAAAUGGAGAUUGCCAAGUCGAAGGGACCAAAUGAGAGAUUGUGUUGGGAAGAUAUUCAAAAGAUGAAAUAUUCAUGGAAUGUAGCAUGUGAAGUACUAAGGCUAAUCCCACCAGGACAAGGUGGCUUUAGAGAGACUGUCAAAGAUUUUAUCUACGCUGGAUUUAUUAUUCCAAAAGGAUGGAAGACGUUCUGGAAUCCGUAUUCAACACACAAGAAUCCCAAAUAUUUCACAGAACCAGAGAAGUUUGAUCCAUCAAGAUUCGAGGGAAAUGGACCUGCACCCUUCACCUUUGUGCCGUUUGGCGGCGGGCCGAGAAUGUGUCCGGGAAAAGAGUACACUCGACUAGAACUACUUGUGUUCAUGCACAAUGUUGUCACCAACUUCAAAUUGGAGAUAUUGAUGCCGGACGAGAAGAUAGUCUAUAGUAAUGGAGUGCCGAUUCCGGUCAAUGGCCUUCCUAUCAGAUUUAUACCCCAUUAG